Molecule: messenger RNA, 1098 nt
Organism: Mytilus californianus (California mussel)
Lineage: Eukaryota; Metazoa; Mollusca; Bivalvia; Mytilida; Mytilidae
Product: putative nuclease HARBI1
Exons: 3
Coding region: 168-797 (209 amino acids)
Source: RefSeq, a predicted model, not a curated record
UGAGAAUAUUGGCAAAGGGUGACUAUUUGUCAGAAGUUGCAGAUUUGCAUGGCAUUACCAUUGCGUCUGCAUCUAGAGUAGUUCAUUCGGUUUGCGCUUCUAUUUGCGACAGGAUUCAGAACAUCAAGUUCCCAAGAGAAGAAGCCAAACAGAGGAGGGUAAAAGAAAUGUUCUACGACAUCAGUAGCUUUCCAAAUGUGUUGGGUGCCAUUGAUGGGACGCUGAUUCCUACCCAAGGGAUGGCAGGGGAUGAUGAGCCAAAUUAUGUGUGUAGAAAACAGUACCACGCAAUAAAUGUGCAGGCCAUCUGUGAUGCAGAAUUGAAGUUUACACACACAGUUGUUAAGUGGCCAGGAGCCCCUCAUGAUGCCUUCAUUCUGGCCAAUUCAAAUAUACCAACAAUAAUGGAGGGUCGGAAUGGAUGGCUUCUUGGGAAUUCCGGCUAUGGAUUGAAGAAAUGGCUCAUGACUCCCUUAAUGAAUCCCAAUUCACAGAAAGAAAUAGGCUACAACAAGUCUCACUGCAAGACGAGGAACACAGUAGAGAGGGCAUUUGGUGUGCUUAAAGCUCGCUUCAGAUGUCUUCAUAAAACCGGUGGAUCCCUCCAAUUCAACCCUCCUAAGUGUUGCAAGAUGAUUGGGGCAUGUUUCAGACUGCAUAACAAGGCUUGUAGUGAUGGGCUGCCAGUACCUGAAGAUGUGGACAUUCAACAGUUAGCGCAUCAUAACAUUAUCAAUGAUGACAAACAAAAUAAUGAGGCAAACGCUAUAAGGAGGAGAUUAAUCAAGAGAUUUUGAGUCAAAUUAAAUUUGGGAAAACACUGAUUAUGUAGUGAUUAAUUUUUCAAAAUACCAAAAAAAAACAAAAUAACUUUCAGAAAAUUUAAUAACUGGUGACAAACAAUGGAGAUCUAUUCCAAACUGGUGUUCUGUCCGCUGUGAAGCUCUUAUGGCUUCUAGGGCCACAGUAGACCUCCGUUGCAUCUCCAGCAUCUGCUCCAUGAUCUUCAACUUUUUGGCUCUGUACAUCUCUAUUUUUUGGAGCUUACUUUCUUCAAGUAGGAAAUACCGCUCUUUGGCCUCAGAGGCAGCAUCUUGU